Messenger RNA from Thamnophis elegans (Western terrestrial garter snake), 2799 nucleotides. RefSeq lists its product as uncharacterized. Lineage: Eukaryota; Metazoa; Chordata; Lepidosauria; Squamata; Natricidae. The record is from RefSeq and is a predicted model, not a curated record. The transcript is spliced from 9 exons. The coding region runs from base 41 to 2797 and encodes 918 amino acids.
UUUUCAGCAACAGAAAAUCAGUGGAAGAUCAGAAGUGAAAAUGAAAGUUUCCAGGACAAAGAUCAUUGUCCUGCCACGUAGGUUAAAAAGAGAGAGAGAGAGAGAUGGUCGUUCAGGCAAGAGAUCUAAAGAGCUUUGUAGGGUCGAUUCUGCCUACUCUUUAAAGCGCGAUUAUCUGAAAACUCUGGUCCAGAUUGAGAAAUCAAAAGAAAAGGAGGCAAUGGCGACUCACUUUGGUCUCCGGCUGAGAAAACUGCCUGGAUGUCUACACAUAAAUUUCCAGGAAUCAAACUCCGUUCGAAGGCGACUUUACUUUUUCUUUAGCCUCUGGGCGUGUCUCAGCUUUGUUCUUGGGUCGGCAGAAGCCUUGAAAGUAAGCAUGCCAGCUCAGAAGACAGCAAUGCUGGGUACAAAUGUGACACUUCACUGUAAAAUCUCUGACUACCCUCCUCCAGAACUGGAUAUAAAAAAAACAGUAUUCAUGUGGUAUUUGGAGACAUCUGAAGGGAAUAAAGUAGAACAACUUUAUUCAGUUGUUGCUGGAAAACAUUCUUCAAAUAGAAAUGGUUCAAGACUGGAUACAAUUCAAUUAAAAAAUGGAGAUGCUUCCCUUUUCCUUCCACAAAUACAACUUCACGAAGAGGGCAAAUAUAUGUGUAUUGUGAUUCUUACUUCUAUUAGAGUUGAAGGAGCCACCAUUCUAAAUCUAGUUGUUGAACCAACUGUCCAACUGUCUCCCAAGGAACUUGAAAUUGAAAACGGAAAUGUAAAGACACUGAGAUGUAGAGUGAAUAAAUUCUAUCCUGAUUCCAUUGUCAUUCUUUGGCAAAAGCAUUCUAAGCACACGUCGGAUAAAGAUAUACUUGCAGAGGAUAUUAUCAUGGGAAGAUCUGUGAGAAAUGAUGAUGGCACUUACAACACCACCAGUGAACUGAGACUUCAACCAUCUUCACAAGAUCAAGGAAACAUCUAUAGUUGUAUUGUGCAGCAUAAGUCAUUUGCCAGAUUUCCAGUCUACAAUGUAACUUUAACAGUAACAGAACCUUAUUCGACUACUACAUUAACAAUUGGGCUGGUUUUAUGUUUUCUGAUUUCUUUUCUUCUAGUUGGAUUGCAGCUGUACAUUGUCUUUUUAAAGAAACAUGCACCAUCUGUGGAAAUGGUUGGAAGUGAGGAACUGAAGCAUUUGGAAGAAACACAGUUGCAAUGCUUGAUUUCACACUUUCGACCCAAGCCUUUGCAGGUAGAGCUCUUCUUAGUGACUGAACCUCAGAAAACAAAACAGAAAAUAGCCUCUUGGCCUACGACAUCAGUUGAAGAACCUACGGAAGAUGCUGAAAAUUCUCCUCUCCUCGGGAACUUGGAGGACAUGUUUAAAGCUUAUCCAGAGUUAAAAUCAAAACCAAAAAAUUAUUAUGACUUCGAGUGGAAAAUCCGCCUGAAUCCAGACGUACUGAAGCUGGAGGAAUUUCAACUUUUAUUAGAAAUUAAACAUGAGGGCUUUCAGCAUGGAUUGUGUACUAAAACAAAAUCAUUUAAAGUCAUAGCCUUACCAGAGAUUCAUGACAUUCAUUGUUCCACAAAUAUGCCAAAAUCAAAUGAACCGCUCACUCUUAGUUGCAAAAUUCAUUCUUAUUAUCCGGAAACCCUUGAAGUCUGUUGGAAUAACAAUGAUGGAAUUCUAGACAGUUCCUUUUCAACUCCACCCACAAAAGGUACUGAUGGGCUUUACUUUUGCAUCAGCAAGAUCCACUAUUGCCCCCAAGUGGAAGAUUCUGGAAAGAGGUUUGUCUGCAGAGCUAAGCUUCAAGGACCACAAGCAUAUAAAGAAUCUGUAUGGCGGAUGAACCCUGUGGUUGUGGCCACCAAAGUUGACAAAAUUGAAUGUAAGCCCCCUGUUCCUGAGUGUGGGAAACCCAUCACAUUGAGUUGCUUAUUGACAGAAUACUAUCCACCUGAGUGUGACAUUUAUUGGAGAAAGGGCUCUGAAGAGCUCUUGGGUGCUGAAGUUAAAACAGGGGAGCCGCAAUUGGACAGAAUAUCAAAGCUGUUCUCCAGGGCGAGUGAAAUAACCUUUACACCCAGCGCAGAAGACCAUGAUUUGGAAUUCUUUGUUGAAAUAAAUCAUUGCAAGGAAAUUGUACGGAAGGGAUAUAAAGUCAUGCUGAAAGAUUUUCCCAAACUUUCAAAUAUUGUUAUUGAACCAAGUGAUGCAGAUUAUGGACAAAGUGUAAAUUUAACUUGUGAUGUCACAGAUUUCUAUCCUAAUGAAAUUGCUACUCAGUGGCUCCUGGAAGAUUAUUCACCAAAGAAAGAUGAGGUCAAAGAACAUUUCGACAAGGCCUGUUGCAAAUUAACUUCCGUGUUUAAACUAAGAGCUACUGCUUUAGUUUGUAAUAAGGCUAUUUGUUUCAUGGUGAACCAUGCAAGAUUGACAAAGCCUAUUACAAGAGAAGUGUAUUUAAACCUUCCAGCCAAACGGCCUGUUUUGACUGAAAUAAAGGCAACCCAAGAUCAUCAGAAUAUCCACCUUGAAAUUUCUAUAUCACAAUUUGCACCUCAUGAUAGAGAAGUCAGAUGGUACCACGACGGGAAACAAAUAUCUGAAGAUAUCAAUCGCAAGAAUAUUAAGAUCGGAAAAGAUCACUUAUGUUAUUUUCUUAGUAAAAUAUCCGUACAACCAAAAGAACUGUGGUUUGGGAAGACAAUACGAUGUGAAGUUAAACAUUCAACAUCUACUCAGGAAAAAACCUUAACAAUACCGCCUGCUGCCAAUUACCUCCCAAAGACCCAUUAGAU